CUAGCACGGGUCUCUGCCUGGCUAACAACGAUCACGUUGGCUCUUGAGCUUCCUGGUGACCUUUGAUGUGUAUUCUGAGUUCAUCUUUCGAAUAUCAUCGAGGGUGGAAACCCGCAACGAAGCCGCAGUCAUUGAACUGUAGCCUCUGGAAGGAGAUACCUGAAGACCAUCCCUAAUCAAAUGAUCUAAGUCAAUAUCACCCGACGACACCCUCCUUGGCCUAUCCAUCUAUCAAAUACCUUCGAAAAUUCCUGGGAUUUGAGUUGUCUUAAUAUCGAGAAUGGACCCAUCAAACGUGGACCCACGCGACAAUAGUCCUGAAACGAGACCAGUCCCGUCGGACGUGGAAAAGCAGCCAUCUAUGUCCAGAAACCCAUCAGAAGAAUCAUUGGGCACGCAGCAGCGAGCCAAAGCCAGAACAGAGAAAGCAGCCGCGAUUAACCGUGCUUGUGACGCGGGCGAUGUAGAAGCAUUGGUGUCGUAUGCUACCAGCGAAGGUGGACUGCUGGAGGAUGAACUAAGGCAAAGAGCAUGGCCAAUUUUCUUACAUUGCGACUCAAAAUCACAAUCAGAGGACCUCAAACCUCUAAAAGACCUACCACGACACGCCGACGAGGACCAGGUACAGCUCGAUGUCAACCGUGCUUUUGUCUAUUAUCCUAAUGUUCCUGAGGAGGAUCUCUUGAAUAAGAAGGAUCAGUUAUCGGAACUGAUCGUUCAGAUCCUCAGAAACUAUCCUAUGCUCUGCUACUUCCAAGGGUACCAUGAUAUCGUGCAAGUCCUGCUUUUAGUGCUGGGCAGCCAGAAGGCUGCAUUAGCUAUGGCGCACGUAUCACUCUUUCGAAUCAGGGACUACAUGCUCCCUUCCCUCACACCAGCGUUGAAGCACUUGCAGCUGAUUCCUGCAAUCGUCGGAAUUAUUGAUCCUGCGCUGUGGCGACAUCUCGCAAACAUCCAACCCUUCUUUGCACUUGCUGCGACACUCACGCUCUAUGCCCACGACAUUCAAGAGUACAGCGACAUUGCUCGUUUAUUCGACUUUCUUCUUGCUCGAGAGCCGGUGGUAGCUAUUUACCUCUUUGCGGCUAUCAUUCUCUCUCGAAAGAAGGAGUUGAUGAACAUCCCCGUGGACGAGCCGGAGAUGCUACACUUCACAUUAUCCAAGUUACCGUGUCCACUCAAUCUAGAUGGGUUGAUUUUGAGUGCGACUCAGCUCUUCAAAGACCACCCUCCAGAGUCGUUGCCUAUUGGGGCAUGGAAACGGAUUCCCAAUUGUAGCGUCCUCAAGACCUCCCGGGACACCUCCCAGCCCUACAAUGUCGAUGAAGCGAUACAAAUGUUCCAUCGGCAGGCCCGGCAAAUGCAAAACGAGGAGCGCCGGAAGCAGGCUCUUGAGUUCGGAUGGAAGCAUAGGAGGGCGGUCGGAUCUGUGGCAUUGGCCAUUCUUGUUGGCGCUGCAGCCAUCUACAUCCGAAAGAAGGGGCUUGACUCUUCGAUCUGGUACUAUGUGGGCCGACUUCAGGCGAUGCUCAAGGGCUAGAGACGGGCUCUUCAAAAAAUUAUCAUAGACACCAUUAGCUUAUGUUACUGGACCUGUAUUCCAAUAUUGAAAAUGGGGCUAUUUCGAGGAGGAUAAUUAGAAAUUAAUUAAAAGCUUUGAUUGAACGAA
Penicillium subrubescens is the source of this 1669-nucleotide messenger RNA. RefSeq names its product TBC domain-containing protein. Gene Ontology annotation, cellular component: endoplasmic reticulum membrane. Bases 281 to 1540 code for a protein of 419 amino acids. The record is from RefSeq and is a predicted model, not a curated record. NCBI's taxonomy places the organism in Eukaryota, Fungi, Ascomycota, Eurotiomycetes, Eurotiales, Aspergillaceae. The transcript has 3 exons. Gene Ontology annotation, biological process: positive regulation of GTPase activity; endoplasmic reticulum to Golgi vesicle-mediated transport. Gene Ontology annotation, molecular function: GTPase activator activity.